Molecule: messenger RNA, 1131 nt
Organism: Sabethes cyaneus
Lineage: Eukaryota; Metazoa; Arthropoda; Insecta; Diptera; Culicidae
Gene: Yeti
Product: craniofacial development protein 1
Exons: 2
Coding region: 130-969 (279 amino acids)
Source: RefSeq, a predicted model, not a curated record
UCGGGUUAGCUUAGUACCGAAUUUGAACUUUGUCUUCUCAUAUGGGUCAUUUUGCUUGAGAUUGUGAUUUGUUUCAAGCUGUUUGUCACGAUAUAAACGAGAAAUAUAUAAUUGAAAAGAUAAACUAUAAUGGAUUCUGCUCAUAACUAUCCGAGUGACAGCGACGUAAGUGAUGAGGACUUCUGUCCUGACAAGGAAGUUGAGUCUGGAAGUGAACAAGAAUCUGAUGGCCUUGACGACAUUAAAGAACAGGAUGAGAACAACGACACUAAAUCAAUAGGCACCGGCGCUGAAAAAAAGCGCAAACGGAAGACAGGACAUCCGGGGAAGAAAAAGACAAAGAUUCAACCUUCAGAAGAUUCUCAAAAGGUGCACGAAGAACGCGAGGAGCUGGACGAGGAAGAAGAAAAGCAAAAAACAGAUGCACUUUGGGCUGAUUUUCUCGCCGGAACCGAAAGUUCAAAUAGUUCUUUAGUAUCGAAAGAAGCAACGGUGACAGAACCUAGCAACACCCUCAAAUCAACUGUGCAUGCUAGACAGACUGAGACUGCUAAAGAAAUUACCGUUACUAAAAUUUUUGAAUUUGCUGGUGAAGCGGUUGAAGUGACGGAAAAAGUUCCGAGUUCAAAAGCCGAGGAUAAUUCGAAAAACCCAACAAAACCAGCACUAGCAUCCGUUUCAUCCAAUAUCAAAAGUGGUCUUUCGAGACCGUUUUCAGGUCGACCGUCAGGCGGUGGUCUGGGAUCAGUAUUAAGCCAAAUUGGAAAGAAAAAUAAACUAAGCACGCUGGAGAAAAGUAAGCUAGACUGGAAUAGCUUCAAAAAAAUAGAGGGAAUUGAAGAGGAAUUACAAAAUCAUAAUAAAGGAAAGGAUGGGUAUCUAGAAAAACAAGACUUUUUGGAACGGGCGGAUCUGCGGCAAUUCGAGAUAGAAAAAUCUUUUCGACAAACUACUAGAAGUAAACGUUAAUAUGAACUACCCGCACAGUACACUAGCUUUUUAAUCGUAUGGUAUGCUUAAUUUCUUAAUGACUCAUUUUUAUGCAAAAACCAAGAAAUUACAGGACUGCAAUCGUUACAGCGCAGAUAAUCAAACAUUUGCGAUAUUCAUGAGAAUUCAACAUAACUCUUC